Penaeus indicus is the source of this 419-nucleotide messenger RNA. RefSeq lists its product as uncharacterized. The record is from RefSeq and is a predicted model, not a curated record. The transcript is spliced from 2 exons. Lineage: Eukaryota; Metazoa; Arthropoda; Malacostraca; Decapoda; Penaeidae. Bases 27 to 344 code for a protein of 105 amino acids.
CAAGCACACGCUCCACUCUUCCAGGUAUGACCGCGGGGACAGGAGCUACGACAGAGGCUAUGACCGCUACGACAGGCCUCAAUACCAUGACCGCUAUGAUAGAUAUGACCGUGCUUAUGACAAGUACGAUCGCUACGAUAGGUCCAGAUCUCGCUCCUAUUCUCCACGAAGAUACAAGUAUUGAUGAUUGUACACCAGACAAAACUGCAAGAUUACUACAGAAAGGUUGUAGAUGCUCCAUACUUGACGGUGCUGUGCAGACGGCUGGCUCCAGAGAACGUUUCGACCGUUACAGUUACAAAUUCUCAGUCUCAUUUGUCAUGCUAGUUAUCAAAAUAUUUUAAGAUAAGCUGUAGAUAACAAGGUCUAAGAAAGAAAAACACAUUUUUUUUUUUUUUUUUUGUUUUUUUUUUUUUUUU